GCGACCGCAAAAUGCUCAAGUUCAUCAGUGGGAUCUUCGCCAAGAGCCCCGGGGCCGUCCCCGCCCCCCCCGCGCCCCCCUGGGCGCCCCUCGGCACCGACCUGGGCAGAGCCACCCCCCCCAAGGCCUUGGAGAACAGCCAGGAAUGGACCCUGGGUCGCUCUGUCCCCGAGAUCCGCCUGGGGGUCCUGGGCAGCAGCAGGAGCGGGAAAUCGGCGCUUGUCCAGCGCUUCCUCACGGGCUCCUACGUGGGGCUGGAGCCCACACAGAGUGGCCAGUUCAAGCGCGAGGUGACAGUCGAUGGCCAGAGCCACCUCCUGCUGAUCCGGGAGGAGGGAGGUGCCCCGGAUGCCAUGUUUGCCAGCUGGGCAGAUGCCGUCAUCUUCGUCUUCAGCCUGGAGAACGAGGCCACCUUCCAGGAGGUGACGCAGCUGCACCGGCUCUUCAGUGGCUACCGGGCCACCAGCGAGGUGGCCCUGGCACUGGUGGGCACCCAGGACAAGAUCAGCUCCUCCAACCCACGGGUGGUGGAGGACGCCCGGGCCCAGGCGCUCUGUGGAGACAUGAGGAGGUGUCUCUACUACGAGACCUGUGCCACCUACGGCCUCAACGUGGACAGGGUCUUCACCGAGGUGGCCCACAAGGUGGUGGCCCUGAGGAAGCAGCAGCAGCUCGUGGCCUCCUGCAAGUCCCUGCCCAGCUCCCCCAGCCACUCAGCCGCCUCCACCCCCGUGGGGGGGUCCCACCCCACCCAGGCCAGCAACGGUGGCCACACCAGUGACUACUCAUCCUCGCUGCCCUCCACCCCCAACGUGGGACACCGGGAGCUACGGAGUGAGACCCCUGCCCCUCCCGGACCCCCCGGUCCCCCUGGCACCCCUGGGACCCCUGGCACCCCUGGCACCCCUGGGACCCCCGGGACGCCUGGCUCCCUGCACCGUGGGGCCAAGCGCCGCACCAGCCUCUUCACUUCCCGCCGGGGCAGUGACACGGAGAAGCGCAGCCUGGACAGCCGGGGGGAGGUGCCCGGCAGCGGCCGCGCCAUCCCCAUCAAACAGAGCUUCCUGCUGAAGCGCAGCGGCAACUCCCUCAACAAGGAGUGGAAGAAGAAAUACGUCACCUUGUCCAGCAACGGGCUCCUGCUCUACCACCCCAGCAUCAACGACUACAUCCACAGCACUCACGGGAAGGAGAUGGACCUUCUCCGGACCACGGUCAAGGUCCCUGGCAAGAGGCCUCCUCGGGCCAUCUCAGCUGUUGGUCCCUCGGCCAGUGUCAACGGGCUGGUCAAGGACGUGGGGACGGCGCCUGAGGGGGGCGCUGGCACCUCCCCGGUGGGGCUGAGCCUGCCCCCUGAACCGGGCACCAAGGGGCGGCCCCUGCAGCGCUGCGCCUCUGCCUCCAGCGCCAAGGACCCCUCCCCCGCCUUCGAGGCUGUGUCCAGCCCUGGGGGCCAGGACCCCCCCCCCUCCCCCCUGCUGGACCGCAAGAAGCACCGGAGGAAGAAGCUGACGACGCCCUCCAAGACAGAGGGAGCAGCUGGGCAGGCAGAAGAGGAGGAGAACUUUGAGUUCCUCAUCGUGUCCAGCACGGGGCAGACAUGGCACUUUGAGGCCACCAGCUUCGAGGAGCGGGAUGCCUGGGUCCAGGCCAUCGAGAGCCAGAUCCUGGCCAGCCUGCAGUGCUGCGAGAGCAGCAGGAACAAGGCUCGCACGGACGGGCAGAGCGAGGCCGUGGCCAUCCAGGCCAUCCGCAGCGCCCGGGGCAACUCCCACUGCGUGGACUGUGGGGCAGCCAACCCCACCUGGGCCAGCCUGAACCUGGGGGCCCUGAUCUGCAUCGAGUGCUCCGGGAUCCACCGCAACCUGGGGACCCACUUGUCCCGUGUCCGGUCCCUGGACCUGGAUGAUUGGCCCCGGGAACUGACCUUGGUCUUGGCCGCCAUUGGCAACGUCACUGCCAACAGCAUCUGGGAGAGGGACCCGCGGGGACGCUGCAAACCCACCCACGAGUCCUCCCGGGAGGAACGCGAGGCGUGGAUCCGGGCCAAGUACGAGCAGCGCCUGUUCCUGGCCCCGCUGCCCCCGGGGGAGGCGACGCUGGGGCAGCGGCUGCUGCGGGCGGUGCAGGAGCAGGACCUGGAGCUGGUGCUGCUGCUCCUGGCGCACAGCAGGAAGGAGCAGCUCAACUGCGGCACCGCCGACCAGGAGCGCCGCACGGCGCUGCAUGUGGCCUGCGACAUGGCCCUGGUGGUCAUCACCCAGCUCCUGGUCUGGUACGGUGCCGAGGUGGGGGCUCGGGACGGGCAGGGUCGCACCCCCCUGUUCUAUGCCCGCCGCGCCGGGAGCCGCGAGUGUGCCGAGAUCCUCCUGCAGCACGGCUGCCCCGGAGAGGGGGGGCCCGGGGGGGGCCCGGGGGGCGGCCCCGGCCCCGCCACCCCCGGCCCACGCCGCAAGAGCAGCUGCGCCAGCCUGGGCCCCUGCCAGCCCCGCGGCGCCCUGGUAUAGUCGGGAGGGGGGCCCGGUGCCCCCCGGUACCGCCCUACCUCCCCUCCCCCGGAUUGGGGACACCCCCCUCCCCCAGUUUGUAUUUUUGAUGCUUUAUUUAUGACUCGACUCCCGCCGGGGUCUCUUCUGGUCCUGGUGUCGCCCCUUGCCAGGCCCCCUCGUCGGGGCUGGUGGGGGUGGCACAGCCACCCGGGUCCCCCCUCCUGGUGCCACCGCCAAGGCCCCCUCCCCCGUGU
Molecule: messenger RNA, 2743 nt
Organism: Apus apus (common swift)
Lineage: Eukaryota; Metazoa; Chordata; Aves; Apodiformes; Apodidae
Gene: AGAP2
Product: ArfGAP with GTPase domain, ankyrin repeat and PH domain 2
Exons: 18
Coding region: 12-2507 (831 amino acids)
Cellular component (GO): nucleus
Molecular function (GO): protein binding; GTPase activator activity; GTPase activity
Source: RefSeq, a predicted model, not a curated record